UGACCGAGCCGCUGAAGGAAGAAAACAGCUAGCAACAGCAUAUUCUGGGAUGUGGCUUUCAAUACAUUAAAGAAACAAACGUGGUAAAUUUGGCAAGAACAGGGAAUUCUUUCCAAUUUCCCUUGUGAAAAUUGAAAGGUUCGCUGUAUUCCCAUUUUUCCCCCCAUUAUCUUCUUCAACUUGGAACAUAUAUUGCUUCAAGCUUCUUCUCUUUUCCAUUUGCAGCAGUCUACACAAAAGUUAAAUACAGAACUAAAGGAGACCAUGGCCAUCAAAGAGGAUAUUGAGAGAGGUAACCAUGGUGAUGGCGAAGAGGUGAGUCUACCUCUCUUGCAAGAAGAUAACGAUAUGGCCGAUAAGGAAGUCGAAUAUACGGAUCAAACGAGCACCAACGCAAGUCUAUGGAAGGUUUACUUCAGCACCUUUGUUGCAGUGUGUGGCUCGUUUGAGUUUGGAUCCUGUGCAGGGUAUUCGUCACCAACUCAGGCUGCCAUCAGGAAUGAUCUUUCUCUGACUCUAGCAGAGUACUCAGUGUUUGGUUCUAUAUUGACUUUUGGUGCAAUGAUUGGUGCAAUCACAAGUGGAAAGAUAGCUGAUUUUGUCGGUCGGAAAGGGGCAAUGAGAACAGCAGCUGGAUUUUGUCUUGGAGGGUGGCUUGCUAUAUAUUUCGCUCAGGGAGCUUUGGUUUUGGACAUUGGAAGACUGGCAACCGGAUAUGGAAUGGGAGUCUUCUCAUAUGUAGUACCGGUAUUUAUAGCUGAAAUCGCACCUAAAAAUCUUCGAGGAGCUCUAACGACAGUAAAUCAGCUUAUGAUCUGCUCCGGAGUAUCUGUUGCCUUCAUAAUAGGGACAGUUCUAAAAUGGAGGACUUUAGCACUGACAGGACUUAUUCCUUGUGCAAUUCUGCUCUUUGGACUCUUUUUCAUUCCAGAGUCUCCCAGAUGGCUGGCAAAGAUUGGAAGAGAAAAAGAAUUCGAAGCUGCACUACAAGAUCUUCGUGGGAAGGAUGCCGAUAUUUCAAAGGAGGCCGCUGAGAUUCUGGACUAUAUAGAGACUCUUGAACGGCUUCCGAAAGCCAAAAUGCUCGAUUUGUUUCAGCGAAGAUACUUACGCUCAGUCAUUAUAGGAGUUGGAUUAAUGGUCUUUCAACAAUUCGGAGGGAUCAAUGGUAUCUGCUUUUAUACCAGCAAUAUUUUCGAGUCGGCAGGAUCUUCUGCCACUGUUGGGACAAUAACUUAUGCUAUUCUUCAGGUUGUCAUCACCGGCCUUAACACAACCAUGAUCGAUAGAUCAGGAAGAAAGCCUCUAUUACUGGUUUCUUCAACAGGAUUGGUUCUCGGCUGUAUACUAUCUGGGAUUUCAUUCUAUCUUAAGGAUCAUAAUUUAGCACUCAAUGCAGUUCCUAUUCUUGCUGUAACAGGCAUACUGGUAUACAUAAGUGCCUUUUCAGCUGGGAUGGGUGCAGUUCCUUGGGUUAUAAUGUCUGAGAUAUUCCCUAUAAAUAUCAAAGGAGUGGCCGGAAGCCUCGUGACGCUGGUGAACUGGUUCGGUGCAUGGGCAGUUUCUUACACUUUCAACUUCCUUAUGAGCUGGAGCUCCUAUGGUACCUUCAUUCUUUAUGCUGCAAUCAAUGCGGCUGCUAUAUUGUUCGUGGUCACAUUGGUACCUGAAACAAAAGGGAAAACCUUGGAACAAAUUCAAGCAGCCAUUAAUGCAUAGGGAAUCAAGAAAACGAAGCAGAUUAUUUCUCGAGAGAUUAAGGAUGCUCACUUGCUGUCUACUGGUGCUUUCAAAAUCAAACAAAAAUGGAUGAUAUGUUUGGGGUAAUAAAGUUAUCUUUUUAUAAUGGGAAUGAGAUUUUAUCAAAGAAUGGAGGAGAUAUAAACACAAAGGCAGCAUCUCUUUACACAAAAGAAAGCUACUGAGAAAUAUUUCAGAUAUAUAUCGAGCCUUGUUAUAUUUUUC
Messenger RNA from Hibiscus syriacus, 1965 nucleotides. Its product is annotated as sugar transporter ERD6-like 7. Gene Ontology annotation, cellular component: membrane. The transcript is spliced from 18 exons. Gene Ontology annotation, biological process: transmembrane transport; carbohydrate transport. NCBI's taxonomy places the organism in Eukaryota, Viridiplantae, Streptophyta, Magnoliopsida, Malvales, Malvaceae. Gene Ontology annotation, molecular function: sugar transmembrane transporter activity. Bases 265 to 1719 code for a protein of 484 amino acids. The record is from RefSeq and is a predicted model, not a curated record.